Molecule: messenger RNA, 1121 nt
Organism: Colletotrichum navitas
Lineage: Eukaryota; Fungi; Ascomycota; Sordariomycetes; Glomerellales; Glomerellaceae
Exons: 2
Coding region: 328-912 (194 amino acids)
Source: RefSeq, a predicted model, not a curated record
UCACACAAGUCACUCUUAUUAAUCACAUAAAUGAAACAUAUACAGGAAAGAAGUGCCUGCCUGAAACUGACUUCGCGCCUGCCUUGAGUGACUUCUGAGCUUUGUGUUCUCUUUCCCUUCCCAGGCCUAUAUCUAUCUAUCUACUCCGUACCCCUCCUGAGUUUCAGUAUUGCGCUUUCACUCACAAUACCCACCGAACCUUCAAAUCCACCCAAGUGAAGCUUCGCCUCUCCCGAAUCGACUACUUCGCCGUAAUACUACUGCUCCAAAGAUAUUCUUCGCUCUCUGUUCUGGCUAUAAGACGGUACAUAUUCGCAUUGUGACACAAUGGCUGCCCCCGCAACAAAGACAAUUGCCGACCUCUCCGGCCGGUGGGCCAUGAACAAAACCCUCUCUGACUCUCCUGAGCCGGCCCUCGUCGUCCAGGGCAUCGGCUGGAUGACGCGCAAGGCCAUCGGCUUGGCCACCGUCACCCUCAAUGUCAAGCAGUACACCGCCCCGCCUUCCCCUCCCGGCCAAGGCACCGAGCCCGUCACCCACAUCGACAUUGACCAGGUCGCGACGGGCGGUCUCAAAGGCACCUCGGAGGAGCGCUGCCUAGACUUCGAAUUCCGCGAGCACUCGGAUUGGAUGUUCGGCAGCGUCCGCGGCCAGAGCAAGUGGAUGAGCUUCGACGAGAUCGAGGACGAGUUUCUCAAAAAGGGCUGGCUCCAAGGCGAAGACGAGGCUGUGGGCCCCGACGGCAAGAGCCACAUCUACAGCCACGUCGAGAGCAUUGACAACGGCUGGACCGCCACCCAGGUCUGGGGCUUCCAGACCAUCAACGGCGAGAGACGCCACGCCCGCAACAUCCUCGUCCAAAAGGGCGGCAAGAGAGCCGAGAUCCGUCUCGUCUACGACUGGCUCCCCUAGAGUAAUUGCGUUGGAUCCGGAUUGUACCGGAUGUAAUGGCCGAGUGGUGGCCAAGGGGCAGUUUGUCUUAUACGCGGAUGGGUUGGGGUUCUACACUACAUGCAACGAGAGCAAUGGCUCUUACAGACACACACACGAGACUAGCAAUACCGUCACGCACAUGAUGGCGACAUGCCCUACCAAGAGUAGACUUUGAGAGCAUGAAUAAC